UCAUCAUAAGCUUAGAAUGGCACACCACAAUUUUUCCAUUGCUCUAAUGAUUCUCAUUGUUCUCUUCAUUAUUAACAUGAACCUUCAAGGUGCCAAUGCUGAUUAUGGUGGUUGGGAGAGUGCUCAUGCCACUUUCUAUGGAGGGGGUGAUGCUUCUGGCACAAUGGGUGGAGCAUGUGGGUAUGGGAAUUUAUAUAGCCAAGGUUAUGGAACUGACACUGUUGCUCUAAGCACUGCUUUGUUCAACAAUGGCUUAAGCUGUGGGUCUUGCUAUGAAAUGAGAUGUGAUGAUGACCCAAGAUGGUGCAAACCUGGCUCUAUUACUGUUACUGCUACUAACUUCUGUCCACCAAACCCAUCUUUGCCAAACAACAAUGGUGGUUGGUGCAACCCUCCUUUGCAACACUUUGAUAUGGCUGAACCAGCAUUUCUUCAAAUUGCUGAAUAUAGAGCUGGAAUUGUGCCUGUGGCCUUUAGAAGGGUGCCUUGUGUCAAAAAGGGAGGAAUAAGGUUCACAAUCAAUGGCCACUCUUACUUCAACCUUGUUUUGGUCACCAAUGUGGGUGGAGCUGGUGAUGUCCAUGCAGUGUCCAUCAAAGGGUCUAAAACUGGGUGGCAACCCAUGUCAAGAAACUGGGGGCAAAACUGGCAAAGCAACUCCUACCUCAAUGGACAAUCCCUCUCUUUUCAAGUUACCACAAGUGAUGGUAGAACCGUGACAAGCUACAAUGCAGCACCAGCCAAUUGGCAGUUUGGCCAAACCUUCCAAGGUGGCCAAUUUUAGACAUUGAAUUGGGGUAGAAUAGUGAAAAUGUUUGUGUACCUAUUAUUAAGUUCCUCAU
Messenger RNA from Abrus precatorius (Indian licorice), 842 nucleotides. RefSeq names its product expansin-A4-like. NCBI's taxonomy places the organism in Eukaryota, Viridiplantae, Streptophyta, Magnoliopsida, Fabales, Fabaceae. Gene Ontology annotation, cellular component: extracellular region. Bases 17 to 784 code for a protein of 255 amino acids. Gene Ontology annotation, biological process: plant-type cell wall organization. The transcript is spliced from 3 exons. The record is from RefSeq and is a predicted model, not a curated record.